AUGUUGUCUUCUCGCCUUACUGAUCCUUCGAACGACAUUCACCUGAGAGGAGUGUUAUCGUUUGAGGAGAUGGAACGACUCAAGCAAUCAGUUAAGAGUACCUUGAUUUCAAAAGAAACGUCCUUUUAUCAUGGAAAAGAUAUGAAGGAUGAGAAGGUUGCUGCUUCCUCGAUGAUGAAUCCUAUUGGAUCCAAUACCUAUACCGACAUUGAUUCUCCAUUUGGGGCAGAUCAAGAACUGAAAGAAAACAUCAUUCCCAAGUAUAUUCGUGCUGCUAAGGAACAGAUAUUGGCUUCCGAAGGAUGGAACGAUCUUAAGAAUGAAAUAAGGAAGAGAGUUCAAUCCGUUGUUGAUGAGCAAAUCGUAUUACGGAAGGAAAUAUCAGAUUAUAUGCUUGAAAGUGGUGGUUCUGUGCGUAUGACCUACAAUCAACGUAAGAGGGCCAAGGAACUUCUCAAGAAUUGCAUUAUUGAUGAUAAGAAGUACACGGAUCUACUUCAAGAGGCGGGAGACUUAAUGGCACAAAAUCCUGACCUAACCUCGCUCUCGUACACUCUUGCCAGUAAGAUUGAUACCCCACAACAAGGGCAGAAAAAGGAAUCGGAAGCAGUGAUAGCCAAAAUAUUAAGCUUUUAUCCAUGGUCAGUCAUGAGGAAUAAUCUUUCUAAAUGUUUACUUCAUUCUUUUCCGAAGACGGUUCGAAAAGCGUUAUGGAAUUCAGCAUUUCAGGAUGAGAACAACAAGGUCUUACUCGAUGCAUUCAUGGAAAAGAAAAACUCCUCAUCUGAAUCAUUGAUUCUUCCAAAGGAAUAUUACCAAAUUAUUGACAAUGCUGUUAAAAGGAAAGUUGAAGAGCAUCCGAUAAUCAAGGAGUAUAAUGAAGGAAAGCUUCUGAAUGAGGUACUUAAGGUGACUGUAGAAUUUAUUCUUUACAGAAUGAAAGAGCCUGAAGUGAACGACCUUUCUAUGGUGACUGACAUGGUGAAUGUUGAUCCGAAUGAGCCACUCACAGAUGAGCUAAGAACAAAAAUUAUUCUCAAGAUUAUCGAAAGAUAUGCAUCAUAUAUUGUGGACAUAUUUGAUUUAUUUGCCUUCCUUUAUGGAUGGGAAGAUGUAUCCACAAAGUAUAACCAGACUCCCAUACAAUUCUACACAGAAAAAAUAUGCUCCUUAAUAAUCUAUCAAUUUGUUUCGGCCUUUCAAAUCGAUCCAUUCGAAGAUCCUGAAUUGUACUAUAAGAUGACACUUGUACCACAAACAGUAGUUAGAUCCUUCAUUCAAGCCAUAGAAAAGAAAGAUGCGACAAUACUUUCACAUUUGAAUUCUCUACCAAAUGGUGUUGAAGAUUUCCUAAAGCCAGUUACACGACUAGGUAUUUCCUACUGCGACCACACCAUCACAUGUUUUCUAAUUGAGCAGCUGUUAUUUUCAAAUUUCAAAGAUGUUGUAUUUGGAGUAUUUAUGUCCUCAAUUGCGUUGGCACUCAGACAACACCUACUGAAAUGUGAAACCGCUGUUUCACUUCAUACUCUUUGUAAAAUGAACUCCUCAAUUCUACUCGUAGACUCUCUAAUUGAUAUUAUGGAAAAUAACUUUAGGAAAUACCUUCACGAUGUAUUGGGGGUUGAUAUUUAUCCAAAAGAAUUUAUUGAAAUCACGGGAUUGUCACAUGAGAAGACAACACUCUUGUUUACUCAAGACACAUCAUCUCUUGCUCCUCCUGAUAAAUUGUCCUCCUUAAAGGCAGCCCUUCAACAAGAAUUAGAUCAAAGGGACGAGAAGGAAAUGUUGUUCAUUUGGAAUGAUAUUUGGGACAAAAUUGAAAAAGAAACCACCAUUGACAUCCCCUUCAAAGAGUCCAAUUAUAGACUUACCCUUCCUUCCAAACGAUCAAAUCUUUGGAAAGAAACUUCGUUCUAUGAUCUCUCUGAAACUAUUAUGCAGUUCUCUUCGAACAAGUUGCUCUGCAUUGAGUUGGCAAAGAAAAAUGUUUUGGAAGAAUUUAAGCAAGUUGUGUCACAGCACUUAAAGGAAACAGGAAUGUUCAAACCAACCGAUUUUUCUUCUGAUAUUGACAAUGGAUCAGUGAUUGAGGUGGCAUAUUCUUUUAUGGGCUACACAUUCAAAACUAAAUUUUUAGAGGAACAAUUACAAACUUCUGAUUAUGAAGCCAUUCUUGAAACAUUGAAAAGUAGACUCAAGUUGCUGGAUUCUUUUGCUUAUGGAAGUGAUAUCCAAGAGACAGCUUUGAAAUUUGCAAAGCAGUUUGAACAGCAAGAACGAGCCAAACUUGAAAAUUAUCAACGAGAAAAGGAACAACGAAUGUUGAAAAUAACACAAGAGCUUGAAAAUGAGAGCAUGAUGUACUUUUCGAAGGUUCUCAAAAUUUCCAUGAAAGGAGUUUCUCUGUUCUUUAAAGGAACUGAGCAAGAAAUUCAAAAGAUCGAAAAACAGGUUCAAGAAGAAAAAGAAGAACGUGCUAUUAGAAAGGAAGCCUUGGGAAGAUCCAUUAGCACGUAUGAGUACAAUAGAAUUCCAAAGAAGUACAAACAAAAAUAUGACAAGGUUAUCGAGAAGAAAAAAGCAACAAAUUCACAAAAGACAAAGAAGUAUGCAGGAAUUUGGCAAAACACAGCAAAGAACAAAUAA
Molecule: messenger RNA, 2649 nt
Organism: Naegleria fowleri
Lineage: Eukaryota; Heterolobosea; Eutetramitea; Acrasida; Naegleriidae
Exons: 1
Coding region: 1-2649 (882 amino acids)
Source: RefSeq, a predicted model, not a curated record